This is a messenger RNA of Suricata suricatta (meerkat), 738 nucleotides long. RefSeq names its product proline-rich protein 23A-like. The transcript has a single exon. The record is from RefSeq and is a predicted model, not a curated record. Bases 1 to 738 code for a protein of 245 amino acids. Lineage: Eukaryota; Metazoa; Chordata; Mammalia; Carnivora; Herpestidae.
AUGGGCAGCCGGCCCCGCAGCCCCAGCGCCUACCUCGCGCCCUGCCCCGGACCGUCGUCCGGAGGACCCGGCCCUGCCAAGCGUCGCCGAACCGAGGAGCCUGCGGGCCCGGAAGGCCUGGAGGAGCUGCCAAUCGCCGGCGCCCUCACCUCUGUGGUGGUUCUGGCCGAGGGCUGUGCCCUGCAAGUGCCCCUGGACGACGUCGACCUGGUGCUGGAGCCCGAGCCAACGUCGGCCCUGGAAGUGUCUGUCGGAGAGUUCACCCUCCUGCUGGUCCCCGAGGCCCUCCUGCGCUCAGGAGGGCAGGGCCCCUCGCCUGCCCAGGAACCCCGCGCUUCCCUGGACGUGCCGGGGCACGACGUCGCCGUGCAGCAAGGAUUCUUCCGCGCAUCGGUCCCACAGAUGGCCCCGCAAGAAGAGGUCUACGAGGAAGACGCGGACCCCGAGUUCCUGCAGCCUGGUAUGAACCCUGCACCCGGCCCCGUCGCCGGAUUCCGUCCCUGCGCGGGCCCCUACCUGCUGGGCCCGGUACCUGAGCCCUGUUUUUGGGCUCCCACCCCUAGUCCAGCGAGACGCUCUUCUUUCCGCUAUUUCGACCUGGGCGUCCACGCUCUGGAGCCCUUCCCCACCUCGCCGCUGCAACCUCUACCUCCCUCUCCGAGUCCAGGUCCCCACGUGCGCCCCCAGCGCCCUCCGGGCCCUUCUCGCAAGGCCCGGAGACGCCUGUUCCAGGAAUGA